This is a messenger RNA of Dicentrarchus labrax (European seabass), 2790 nucleotides long. It is a transcript of the gene lysmd4, whose product is annotated as LysM, putative peptidoglycan-binding, domain containing 4. Bases 138 to 959 code for a protein of 273 amino acids. The transcript has 3 exons. The record is from RefSeq and is a predicted model, not a curated record. NCBI's taxonomy places the organism in Eukaryota, Metazoa, Chordata, Actinopteri, Moronidae.
CUGGGGAGGACGGCGGCGGCGGCGGUGGUUGUUAGCGUUACUGUUGCCAAAGCAUUUGGAUAAGGUAACUAAGAUGGGAACAGCGCAGUCUGAGUUUAAAAAGUCUGUGAAACUGCAUUUACUGCUGGUGUUUCAUCAUGCGGCGGGUGGAGCACGUUCCAGGGGCUUUCCAGGCCCCAGUGGACGUCCAUGCCAGUGCGGAUGGCCAGGUUUACAUGUUCAAGAGGAGGCAGAAUGAGUCUACUGUAUCCUCAGAUGAUGAGGAGCUCAGUGUCAUGGAGAUGAGGCCACGGGUUUACCAAGAGCAGGAGCAGAGCAGCCUGAGGAACGUCCAGCUGCUGGAGCGGGAGGUGUUCGAUGGAGACAGUCUCAACAAGCUUGCACUGCAAUAUGGCUGCAAGGUGGCAGAUAUAAAGCGAGUGAACAACCUUAUGCAUGAACAAGAUUUAUUUGCGCUGAAAUCCAUCAAAAUACCCGUUCAGAAACACAGCUUCUUAACCGAGACUUACACAGACUUAAGUGACCCUCAAGAAGAAAUGCCACAUUCAUCUACCACACCAGUGAAGCCUCAGGACAGAGCCAGAGCCCAGCCACAUCUGCAGGAGGUCACAGACUUUCUAAUGGAGGUGGACCAGGAUAUCGAGAAACUGAUUCAGACCACGAAUGAUCAAGAUGAGGAUUUCUUGGAUAACUCGGAGAAACGCCAUAGGUUUGGUUUCAGAGGACAGCGCCUGACCAGUCACGGUGCAGACUGGGGCAUCCAGUGGUGGAACGCUGUAGUUGCUAUGCUCCUGAUUGGCAUCGUCCUGCCGUUAUUUUAUGUCAUUUAUUUCAAAACAAAAGAUAACGGAGUAGUUUCACCAACAGACAGUACUGGUGCCAUACAGUCCUCCACCAUUUCAAACAUCUCAGGGACAGGCCUUGGUACAUUAUCAAUAAACAGGAUAGUGCAUUCUUGAGUCCCAUGAAACCGUAAUCAUUAUUUAAGACUGUUGGGUUAGAUGAUCCUAGAAAAAGUAGGUGACAGUCAAGAUAAAGCUUAAAUCUCCUAUCGUUUUUACUCUGUGCAAUACCACCACAUGUCUGUUUUAUACUAUAACUGUGAUGCUUGAGGCAGAAACUUCACUGAUUAUCCUGAAGUGAAGCUAAAUAGCUGCACCCUGUUCUAACAAUUUAGGACACCAACAUAUCUUCGAAGAGCUUACUUGGAAUACAGUUCGCUGAAAUAUUAUUUUUGAAUACUGUUGAUUCUUUGUUUUGAAAUUUUUUUGAUGUUUGUUGAAAUUACAGUUCCUCAGGUACUUUACUAAAUUUGAGGUAUUAAAGGGCCAGUGUGUAGGAUUUGGUGGCAUCUUGUGGUUAAGUUUCAGAUUGCCGCCAACUGAACACCGCUGGUGUCUGUGUUGGGCAGGGAAUCUGUAGCUAAAAUGGCUUCUAAGGUAACACAAACAUAACAAUUUCUAUAUUCAGGUGAUUAUACACUAAUGAAAACAUACCGGUAAAUAUUAUAUUCCAUUUCUGCCAAUAGAUCCUCCUAAAUGUUACACACUGUACCUUUAAAUGGUUAUGCAAACAUCUGCUUUGUAGGCAUUUCUAUUUUUUAAUUUAUUUGAAUAGCACUAAAUCAUAACAGAAGUUAUCUCAGGACACCUUUCAUAUAGAGCAGGUCUAGACCUGUGGCAAGAAAAAACUUCUUUAAGAGGCAGAAACCUUGAGCCGACCCAGCUCCAGGUAGCUUUACCACAACCUGCCUUUCCGUCAGUGCCUGUUUUAGUAUCGACACAUCAGGUGUUGUCACGUCAGUGUUAGGGCUGCACAAUUAAUCAAAAUACAUCUGGCCGAGUGCAAUAUCUAAAUGGCAGAAGCUGCAAUUGUUUGAUAAAGGUAAAAUGAAGAGAAAUCCUGGCCUACGAAUCUUGUUUUCCAGAUUUAAGAAAACAUGGUUGUUUGUUACAGUCCUCAACAAAUGUCUCAUCAUCAUGAUGGUUUUUUUUGUAAAAAAUGAAAAGAGUUAUGCAAAAAUUAUCAUCCCCACUAAUUGGGGAUCAUAUCGCAGUUGCAAUAUCUGUCAAAAAUAAUCGCAAUAUGAUUGUUUUAUCAUAUUUGUCCCAAUACACUAAUGUAUUUUUUAACUUUUGCCUUAAAAUGCUAAAAUGGGAGAUGCAUUGUCUCCACCUGUCGCCAGAACCGUGUGAGGCAAUCUGUAUUUGACAUGGGUUUGAGCAUUAUUUGUGUGCCUUGUUUGAUGUAAGUUAUUUUUUGUAUCUGUGUUUUCAUUGUUAAGUUAUUGCCAUGCACCUCAUGUCUUCACUCUAGGUCUGAAUACAGUGCCAAAGGUGUAAAUUGUGUUUACGGUAAGAAUCGGGUGCAAUAUACAUUAUCUUGUCAGGUUGUGUGUGUUCUUUUGACACCAGGCAAUCUUUAAAAAUCAUUUUGAGAAAAAAAAGGAUUCAUCAUAAUAAUGAAAUAGUCUGAAGUGUGAGAUAUAGGAAUGUGCCUUAAACCUUAAAUAUCAGAUUUAUGUAGUAUUGCACACUCAUCUUACAUAAUUAGAUGGGUAGUUGAGUCCACUUGUAAAAGGUGGUGAAUUUGUGUGGCUUGACCAAUGCACUUUUUAAAGUCUGAAGUAUUGUCAUUUAAUGAAACUGGAAACGUUGUUUUGUUGACAUAUUUUUCAAACUUUGAAGUCAAUUUGUAAACUAUUUUAGAUGGACAGUUUGACACGAUGGAUGUUAAAGAAUGUUUUUCUUCAGCAUGUUCCUAUUUGAAUACAAGAUUUAUAGUGUGAAA